CAGUUGUCCUGCUUUUGCUUAUCGCCCUACGGCACGGUAACAAUUCUGGCUUUCUUCAUUCAAGGACAGGCAGAGGAGGGGAAGAGCCUGGGGGAGAGGCGCUGAAGCAAAGCCGGCUUGUGAACUGGAAUCGCCAGAGCGUCUGUCGGCCGCUCGUGGGAUUUGAAUCUUGCUGGUCAUACUGAGCUUGACUCAGAACAGUGAGUUGGUAGUAGUUUCCCAUCCAACAAAAUAAAAGACACCAUGAAGACCUCAGACAUUUUCCUUCUUCCUGCUGUGCUCCUCAUGUUUCUCUUCCACUGCUGUCUUGCACAGAGCGAAUCCGACCUAGUAGUACUAACAAGGUUGGGCCGUGUGCAGGGUGUACGCUUGCCUGUUCCAGACCGUAAUCAUGUGAUUGCUUUCUUGGGCAUCCCAUACGCUGAACCUCCUAUUGGGAAGAGACGUUUCAAAAAAGCAGAGCCCAAAAAACCCUGGAAUGGAAUCUUUGAGGCUAGAGACUACCCAAAUGCCUGCUAUCAAUUCAUAGACACCUCUUACCCAGGCUUUCCAGGUAUCGAGAUGUGGAACCCCAACAGAAUGAUGAGUGAGGACUGCCUUUACCUUAAUGUGUGGGUACCUCCUACCCCUAGGCCCCAGAACCUCACAGUAAUGGUCUGGAUAUAUGGCGGCGGUUUCUAUAGUGGCUCCUCCUCUCUUGAUGUCUAUGAUGGCCGGUACUUGGCUUACACAGAAAAGGUAGUGGUUGUGUCUAUGAACUAUCGUGUUGGAGCUUUUGGAUUCCUCACCUUCAAUGGCUCAUCCGAAGCACCAGGAAAUGUGGGUCUCCUUGACCAGAGGCUGGCCCUUCAAUGGGUCCAAGAAAACAUCCACUUCUUCGGUGGUAACCCAAAACAGGUCACCAUUUUUGGAGAAAGUGCUGGGGGAGCAUCAGUUGGCAUGCACGUUCUGUCACCGGACAGCCGCCUGUUCUUCACUCGUGCCAUAAUGCAAAGUGGUGUUCCUAACACCCCCUGGGCUACUGUUAGCUUUGAUGAGGCCCGCCGGAGGGCCACCUUGUUGGGCAAACUUGUUGGCUGCAGCGAGGGUAAUGAUACUGAACUGGUUGACUGCCUGAGGAACAAACAUCCACAGGAACUAAUUGAUCAGGAGUGGCAAGUUCUCCCCUAUAGCAGCCUGUUCCGCUUUUCCUUUGUGCCCGUCAUAGAUGGCGUUUUCCUUCCAGACACCCCAGAAGCCAUGAUUAACUCGGGUAACUUUAAAUACACUCAGAUAAUGUUGGGUGUAAAUCAGGAUGAGGGAUCUUACUUCUUGCUGUAUGGUGCGCCGGGAUUCAGUAAAGACAAUGAGAGUUUGAUAUCUCGAGAAGACUUCCUUGAAGGUGUGAAGAUGGGUGUUCCUCAUGCUAAUGAGAUUGGCUUGGAGGCAGUUAUCCUUCAGUACACUGACUGGAUGGAUGAGAACAACCCCCAGAAGAAUCGAGAUGCAAUGGACGAUAUUGUAGGAGAUCAAAAUGUCAUCUGUCCUCUGCAGCACUUUGCAAGGUCAUACGCUCAGCACGCUAGUCUCCAUUCCCAACCGGGAUCUGCAGCUCCUGGGACACUAGGCUGGGCAAACUCAGGACUAACAAACUACAACAGUGCCAACUCAAAUGGUGCGGUGUACCUUUACCUGUUUGAUCAUCGAGCCUCAAACUUGGCCUGGCCAGAGUGGAUGGGAGUAAUCCAUGGUUAUGAGAUUGAAUUUGUGUUUGGCCUGCCAUUAGAUAAACGACUCAAUUAUACUGCAGAAGAAGAGAAACUCAGCCGACGAAUGAUGAGACACUGGGCCAAUUUUGCCCGUACCGGUAAUCCCAACAUCAACAGUGAUGGCAACAUGGACAGUCGGAAAAAGUGGCCUCAGUAUACUGCUACUGACCAAAAGCUUGUGAGCUUGAACACAGAGCCACUGAAGGUGCACAAGGGUCUAAGAACACAGGUUUGUGCUCUGUGGAACCGCUUCCUGCCUCGUCUGCUUAACAUUACAGACAACAUUGAUGAUGUUGAGAGGCAGUGGAAAGUGGAGUUCCAUCGCUGGAGCUCCUACAUGAUGCACUGGAAGAGCCAGUUCGACCAUUACAGCAAGCAGGAGCGCUGCACAGAUCUUUAGAUAAAUCUGACAUAAAUGUAAGAAAGAGAAAACUGAUGACCAUAACCCUUAAUAGUCUCUUUUUCAGAACGGCAAAGGUUGCCAAAGCUUUUUCUUUGAUUGCGGUCUCAGAGCAGGCAUGAAAAUUAAUUUGUGAAUGUUGCACUUUUAUUCCUCCCUGUGUCAGAUAUUAUUCUUAUCAACCAAUUAUAUUAUGUGACAAAAUAUAUUUGUGGUAUCUUCCAAUAUAUAUGUAGAGGAGGAGAAUUCAAGCUGCUAUUAGAGAUUAUCAUGUGCUACGGUCAUCAAAUGUAUGUACCAGAAAAAAAAUGUUAUAGUUAUAUUACCUCUAAACAGUGAGCGUGCAUGUCUGUUCCACUGGAACCUAGAAACCCUCAUUUACACUGGUCCUCAGGAUCCUACUUUUUUAUUAUUUAUGUUUGUUUUUAUCCUUUCUUAUAGGCUUACAUUUAUAAAGGCUGCUUCACAGUACAUUUCUCUCCACUCUGUAUCUGACGCAUCUACUCAGUAUUUCAUGUGCUAGUUUAUCCCAGUUAUUGUGUGAGCUUGUCUGCCGUCCCUGCUUUCUGACUGUGGUCCAACUCAAUAUACUAAUACUUCAUGCAGAAACCAGGAGCCAUUUAAUUUCAUGUAUGUUGUCUAACUGUUCUGAAUUGUUUCUGUGUGGGCAAGUCUUUGUGUGUGUGUGUGUGUUAAUGUACUAAUAUUUAAAACUAUUUUUUUUUUCGUUUGCUACUUACAUUGCAUGCAUUCUAGUGCCCACAGCAUGACUCUUCUUGUAUGAGAGACAAAGUCUGUGUUUACCAUAUACCAACUACUUAGAUCAAUAUAUGCAUUUAUAUGUGAAAUAUUGCUAGUGAAUUCACCUCUUCUUAGUUCAGAUAUCAUAUGGGCAUUGUACGUUUGAAUGUUUAAUCUUAGACAGAGAAAGUGAGCUUGGUGAGUAAGACUAAUGUUGACUGUGUGCCAAAGGGUCUAUUUCAUGUUUUUCCCUUGCCGUCUCCCUUUCUCGAUGGGAAAGACAUUUCAUUACGAUAAUGGAGGGAGAGUAAUUUACUUAGUGCUCAUUUGAAAUGACAGCCCACUGUGUCAGCCAUCUUAACUCAAGCCCUACCUUCACCCAUUUGAUGCAGUGGGAGGAUGAUGGAGGAAAACACAGGCAAGGGAAAGCUGUGAGGACAAACAAGAAUACAAAGUUAUAAAAGGCACCUCCUAUCAUGUUCUAUAUUUAUUGAAAUAUUUGGUGUAUUUUUUUUUAAAGUAAAUUAUUUGCAUGGUCGCAUCAGGUAUUGAAUCAACUUAUGUGGGGUGUUUUUAGUUAGCUUGAAAAAAAAAGAGCAAAUAUUUUAUUUUUUUGUGUAUUUAUUCAUUACGACUUUGGAAUUGCAUACAUAUAUUUGCAUUUUGCCUGUGAAUCUGGAUCAAACAUUAUUUUGUAUUUUACUGUCCAAUCAUUCUUUCAUUUACACUGUCCCAGUGCACAUAUUAAUGUUUAUUAGGAACAUGCUGAAUUUGGGAAUGCUAGUCUAUGCUGGUCUCAUUAACUUCCUGUCAGCCUGUUUUACUAAAUCUAGUGUUUUUGUCUAGAACCAUUCAUCUAGUGUUCUGUUAACACUGUGGAAGGGAUCUGACUCAGUGCUGUUAAGACAACAGGUCUUCCAGCACAGAACGACUGGUCAGUAACCUCUGAAUAUGACUGGAAUAAUAUAGAUUAUCUUUAAACAAUGCCAUUUAAAUGGAAAUAAUAUAUUGUACUAGCUAGACAAGAGUCAUGUGGGUACGGUAUGAUUAUGCGUGUUUGUUUAUGGGUCUGAAUGACAGCUGUUUUUCCUUCCACUCCAUGAAAUCCCCUUGUGCAUGCCCUUAACUCCCCCUCCUCUACAUUACGUGCUUUAAAAAUCGACUGUUAUCCUCUCUGACAAUAUUAGUGCUGAUGUCUGUUAAUAAUACAUUUAUGGCUAUAAAAACAUUAAAAUAUCCCCAAUAUAGAUUUUAAUGUUAGCAAUAACAAAAUACACUUAAAAUUGAAUAUUUAUUUUAAUUCAUUGAUGCUCAUGUAAUGUCACUGACUUGACUGAUCAAAACAGUGGUCAUGAAUUUACAGCGAUGAUCAUGGGUAUUAUAACUGUCUGUAAAUCAACUGUUUCUUCAAAGCAAUAUAGAGUGCCAUGCUAUUUUAUAGAUUUUUUUCUUCUUCCGUUUUUAAUGUUGCUGUAUGUCAAACUUGCAUCAACUUUAGUAUGGCUUUGUAAGCUUUCUAAUUUUAAGACAUUUAGGCAAGCAACUUAGUUGCCAUUAAGGAUACCUGCCUCUUAGGUUUAUCACAAAGAUACAAUGUUAUCUAUAAAUAUUAUAUUGUAAAUCCAUAUUAUUCUACCCCAAACAUAUGUAGAACAUAGCACAUGGCUAAACAAACAUAUUAUGUUCUGCAUUUGUUGCACUUUGACAACAUACUUAUAAUAAUAACAAUCACUGUUAUUGUUGUUCUUGUUGUUAUUUAUUAUUAUUAAUAUUAUUAUUAAUUUGGUCCAAAAAUUUCCCGCUGUUUAAUUAGUGCCAAACAUGUAAAGUGACAGCAUCGUGCAAAUCCUCCACAUGGUGUUUAUUUGUCAUAUCCGCCCUCUCUGGGCACCAUACCAGAAGCUUUCCAACGCAACCUCAAUAAACAGUUACUGACUUAAUUAAAGAAAA
Messenger RNA from Carassius auratus (goldfish), 4839 nucleotides. It is a transcript of the gene ache, whose product is annotated as acetylcholinesterase (Yt blood group). The transcript is spliced from 6 exons. Bases 244 to 2148 code for a protein of 634 amino acids. NCBI's taxonomy places the organism in Eukaryota, Metazoa, Chordata, Actinopteri, Cypriniformes, Cyprinidae. Gene Ontology annotation, molecular function: acetylcholinesterase activity. The record is from RefSeq and is a predicted model, not a curated record. Gene Ontology annotation, cellular component: plasma membrane. Gene Ontology annotation, biological process: choline metabolic process; acetylcholine catabolic process.